Messenger RNA from Oncorhynchus kisutch (coho salmon), 2314 nucleotides. RefSeq names its product centrosomal protein of 112 kDa-like. The record is from RefSeq and is a predicted model, not a curated record. Bases 665 to 1315 code for a protein of 216 amino acids. Lineage: Eukaryota; Metazoa; Chordata; Actinopteri; Salmoniformes; Salmonidae. The transcript is spliced from 3 exons.
GACAGUUCUCCCUCUCCUCCUCGCUGAGGUUUGGGGUAACCCUCCUGGGGCAACAGUAGCAGUGUCCCGUUACCGCACUGUCUCUCUCCCAAUUCUCAUUCUGUACAGUCCUGUCACACACCCCCUAGUCCUCUGUUAGCAGCUCUACUGUGCCACUACACCCAGGCCCAUCUCAAUGACAGGAGCCACUCAGUGACAGGAUGCAGGCUGUUUUGUAACACCGUCUCUCUAGACUCACUCAGUGACAGGACGCAGGCUGUUUUGUAACACCGUCUCUCUAGACUCACUCAGUGACAGGAUGCACACUGUGCUGUAACACCGUCUCUCUAGACUCACUCAGUGACAGGACACACACUGUGCUGUAACACUGGCUCUCUCUAGACUCACUCAGUGACAGGACACACACUGUGCUGUAACACCGUCUCUCUAGACUCACUCAGUGACAGGACGCAGGCUGUGCUGUAACACCGUCUCUCGAGACUCACUCAGUGACAGGAUGCACACUGUGCUGUAACACCGUCUCUCUAGACUCACUCAGUGACAGGACACACACUGUGUAGUUGUUCUCCCAGGCCCUCUCCUGCUGUGUCGUGGCCACACCGGCCCCUUUAAGAGCCUCAGCACCCAGAAGCCCUUUCUUCAGCAAGUCUGUGACGUAUCUAGGAUGUUUGUGUGUCUCCAUAAUCCCUCGCUCUCUCCCUCUCUCUUUCUCUCUCUCUAUCUUUUUUUCUCUCUCUCCUCCUCCUCUGCCUCCUUUCGUUAUGUUACUUGUUUGAAAACAGAUCUAGCUUGGCCUUCCUGUCCACCUCCAAACCCCCCCCUCUCUCAAAAUCAAAACCCUGAAAUGAAAUCAGGACGGUCACACGAAACAAUGUGCGAGCAGCGUGCAGGGCAGGAGCAGGAGAGGAUGCGUCUACAGCAGCAUUACAGCACGGAGAGGGACAAUCUGGUCCAGCAGCGCCAGCGGGAGGUGGGCACCAUGGAGAGGGAGGCGCGGGCCGCCCUGCACCAGCACCAGCACCAGACCCAGGAGUGGAGGCAACACGACGCCCAGGUCAUCUCUAACCUGGAGGAGCAGGUGUCCUCUCUGAGGGAUGAGCUGCAGCAGGCCCACAGCCAGAGGAAGCAGCAGCUGCUGGAGCUGGGGGUGCUCAGGGAGGAGGAGAGGCAGCGCGCGGCCCAGGACCAGGAGGCCUCCCUGGGCAGGCUGAGAGCCGAGAUGGACCACAUCUGCCUGGAGCUGGAGACGAGCCACAAGGCCGAGAGACAACUGGCCCAGGAGAAGGUGGGUGAGGGGGUCGGGGUUGGGACAUAGCACUGCCAGGGGAGAAGGGAAGCGAGAGAGAGCCCAGGAUAAGGUGGGUGAUGGGAUGGGUGGGUUAGGGACAUAGCACUGCCAGGGGAGAAGGGAAGCGAGAGAGAGCCCAGGAUAAGGUGGGUGAUGGGAUGGGUGGGCUAGGGACAUAGCACCGCCAGGGGAGAAAGGAAGAGAGAGAGAGAGCCCAGGAUAAGGUGGGUGAUGGGAUGGGUGGGUUAGGGACAUAGCACUGCCAGGGGAGAAGGGAAGCGAGAGAGAGCCCAGGAUAAGGUGGGUGUGAUGGGAUGGGAUGAGUGGGCUACGGACAUAGCACCGCCAGGGGAGAAGGGAAGAGAGAGAGAGCCCAGGAUAAGGUGGGUGAUGGGAUGGGUGGGCUAGGGACAUAGCACUGCCAGGGGAGAAGGGAAGAGAGAGAGAGCCCAGGAUAAGGUGGGUGAUGGGAUGGGUGGGCUAGGGACAUAGCACCGCCAGGGGAGAUGGGAAGAGAGAGAGAGCCCAGGAUAAGGUGGGUGAUGGGAUGGGUGGGCUAGGGACAUAGCACCGCCACAAGUUAAUGACAUCCUCCCUCUUCUCCUCCAUUUCCACCCUCUGUCCUCCUUUCAUAGUCUCCCACCCCUCCAUGGCACUCCCAGUAGAGAAGAACAGGGUACAGAGGUGGGGUAGUAUACAUAUGGAGAAUCAGUCAUGCUCCAGUAUACCAGAUGUGUCCUGUUAUUGGUAUGUAGGACAUAACAGAGUGCUUAUCAGAUGGAAGCUUUUAACACUAGGUCUGCUGGGCGUCCAUGGACCCCCCUUUAAGCUAAUGAGCAGUCAUUCUGACUGCAACAUUCUAACAGUGGAAUUCUUAUAUUUCAUAUAUGCUAUAGCAAAAAUAAUACUGUGGUUGAGUUUAUGAAGGCCUUGGCUAACAUUACAAUAUGAGUUGUAUUUGAUUUCAAAUAACACAAUAGCAUUUUCAUUAGUUUAUGUUACUGUAGGUUAUAUGUAAAAACAAAA